AUAAGCAUAGAUUGUCUUGCAUUAAGACUAAAUCAUUUCAAACUUUUUAGAGUACUGGACUUGGAGAAAGUUAGCUGCUACGAUUUACCUAGUGAAUUAGUACACCUAUCUUCAUAAAGGUAUUUGGCUAUGAUGGUUUGUACUAUUCCUAAAGAUCUAAAAUUUCCAAAAUUUGGAAUUAACAAACCUUUUGUUGUUUCCAUCAACAUUAUCGAGGAAAAAACGCCACCAUUACUUUAUCAAAUGGGAUUCCUGCAGAUAUUAUGAUUUCACUGCUCAUUUGUAAAACAACUAAUCCCCAAAUCAUAAAAUUGCUGUAAAAGUAGAAUUGAGAGAGCAAUUCUCUUAGGUGUAACUGUGAUAUUCUCCCUUUCUUUGUUAAUAAAAUAUAAAAGCAGUUGUUCUCUAAUGGACGUAGGGUCACAUUGAUCCUAACCACGUUAACUCUUUCUUUUUCUUUUACUUCUCCGCUAACUCCUCUUUUCUUUUGAGGCUGUGUAAGGGUGCGUAAACUUUUCGGAAGCUUACCAGGUCAAAGAAGACUCAGUAGCUUGAACAAGAUAAUUUUUUCCUUAAAAAUAAUCAAGUCAACUAUUAUAAAUGGCUAGUUGAUCUGUAAUAGUUAUAUAAUAUGCUAGUUGACUUUCCAGCUUUAUUAGAAAAUGCAAUUUGCAAUAUAGAUAUGUUUUAGAAAACUUCGAGCAAUUACUAGUAUUUUAUACCCUGACCAGCUCAGUUGAUAAUGAUAUACUUGUAAAUCGAAUCUCUUCAUUCACAAAUCUUGUAUAGAGUUAGAAACGGAGAUGGCUGCUUACUCUGCUGUAACUUCUCUGAUGGGAACAAUGCACCUGAUUUCGCAAUCGGCCUUAGACUUUCAUGAAAGUAACAAAGAAUGUUCAAAAUCACUCUACGAGAAGGUUGGUUCUCUGUUAGAGUUUCUUGACAAUUCUGAUAAUGAACUGAUGAAGGAUCUGCAGAAAAAGGUGAAAGAUGUAGUAAAUGAAGUAGAAGAUGAAGUCGAAUCACAAAUAGUGCGGAUUAUGGAGAAGGAUGAACAUAUUCAAAGAGAGGCAAAUGAGAGGCUUCGUGAGAUCUUGGAACAAGCUAUACAAGACAUUUAUUCUGUAAAUCAAGAGCUCAUCAAGCAGAGGAACAAGAAUAACAAUUCGCUAUCUGGAAAUCUUUCGAUUGGUGGUUCUACUUCACCACGAUCACGUGUUUCAACCCUUGAGAACGAAAUGGUGGGACACAUCAAUGAACAAGCGAACAUGCGGCGUCGGCUUAUUACCGGGCACUCAUCUCAACUGGAAGUCAUCUCCAUUGCUGGGAUGGGAGGCAUAGGCAAGUCAACUUUUGCCAAGAAGUUGUUUUCUGAUCCCUCAGUUGUGGGAUUCUUUGAUGUUCGUGGAUGGAUUACUGUGUCCAAGGACUACAGCUCAAGAAAGAUGCUCAUAUCCCUCCUUCAAGACGCAACUGGCGUGAAAGUAGAAAUCAAUCCCCAAUAUCAGGAGGUAGAAGUUAUAAAUGCAGAAUUAGCAGAUCGCUUGCAAAAAAGUUUCAAAGGUAAAAGGUAUUUGAUUGUUGUGGAUGACAUAUGGAGCACGGAAGCCUGGGAUGAUAUCAGUCAAUGGUUUCCAGAAAACAACAAUAGAAGCCGAAUACUGUUGACUACUCGGAGCAUGGAGGUUGCUCGACAUGCUAGCUCUCCUAAAAAUCCUUUUCAAAUGCGUUUCCUAGAUCCAGAAGAAAGUUGGAAUUUGUUUUGCCAAAAGGCGUUCAGCAAAAAAGAUUGUCCAGCUGAAUUUGAGAGUGUUGGUAAGGUAGUUGUUGAAAAUUGCAAAGGCUUGCCACUAAUGAUUUCUGUGGUUGCAGGGUCUCUUUCUAGCAAGAGGACGCUGAACGAGUGGAAUGAAGUAGCUCAAAGUGUAAGCUCAUUAGUAAACCUUGAUGAUUAUCAACGUUGCUCAGGUGUGCUCGCUUUGAGCUACAAUCAUCUUCCUCCCGACUUGAAAGUUUGUUUUCUGUAUUUCGGAGUUUUCAAAAAAGCUAGUGAAAUUUCUGUGGAAAAUUUGAUCAGAUUAUGGAUGGCAGAAGGACUCUUUAAGCUGAGGGGGAUUAGGGAUUUGGAAAAAGAGGCUUGUAGUCUACUACAUGAUCUUAUUGAUAGAAGUUUGAUUGUUGUUUGCAAGCAUAGUUUGGAUGGCAAAAUCAAGACAUGUAGGAUUCAUGAUCUUCUCCAUGAUUUAUGCUUGAGAGAAUCUGAAAGUGAGAGUCUUUUGUAUGUUUCGAAUCCCUCACUUUCAGCAACCAACAUUCCUCAAGAUCGCCGGUGGGUUUCAUUUCCUCAAGAGCCAGCGCGAGAUUUUUUUUCUCUUCCCUUCCUUACUUAUGGUAAAAUACGUUCUCUUCAUUUUCUUGCGGUAAAACCGUACAAUCUUGAAUUUGAAUUAGGAUUAGACCGUUUCAAACUUAUUAGAGUGUUGGACUUGCUGGGAUCGGGCGUGUGGCAUUUACCUAACGGAUUAUCAAACCUAGUUUCCUUAAGGUAUUUGAGGGCUCAUUGCAGUGGGUAUCCACCAAUUUAUAAACUUCGGAAUCUACAGUCUGUUAGUUUUCGUAAGGUUAAUAAGUUUCAACCCAUUGAGUUUCACUUACCAGAUGGAACCUGGAAGAUGUCUCAAUUGAGGCAUCUCGACUCUGCAAGUUUUUAUUUGUGUUCUCCUCCAAAGGUAGAUGGCAAUAAGUACCGGGUUUUGGAAAACCUGCAAAGUGUUUACGGGUUGAGACCUGUUUGUUGCACAAAAGAAAUGUUUGAAGGGAUUAAAAAGGUGAAAAAAUUGGGGAUUUGUGGCCGGACUGGUCACUUUUAUGAUGCGCCCAAAUGCCUAGAUAAUCUCAUAUAUUUACCUGAGCUAGAGGUACUAAAAAUCUUACUAUACGACGCUUACGGAGUUGAUUUCCUUCAUAAGCAUCCAGUUCCAUGUGUGGGUUCUUUCCCACCGAAUCUCAAGAAGCUGACACUUCAAGGAACUCAUCUAUUAUGGUCGCAACUGACAAUCAUUAGCAAGUUGCCCAAACUCGAGGUGCUCCAAUUGAAGGCAUUACUGUUCUUUGGUGAUGAGCUUGGAGAAACUGUCUGGGAAGUGUCAGAUAUGGGAUUUCCUAAAUUGAGAUUUUUGCUCGUAGAGAAUAAGGGUCUUAAGAACUGGAAUGCCAGCGAUGAUUCUUUCCCAUGCCUUGAGCGUGUAAUUAUCAAAAACUGCCGUUUCUUACAAGAGAUUCCUAAAGGAUUUUCAGAUAGCAUGACACUGAAGCGAAUAGAGUUAUGGGGAUGUACUCCUUCCCUUGUGAAUUUCGCUAAGGAGAUCCAAGAAGAGCAAGAGAUUUUGGGGAACAACAUACUUCAAGUUUAUGCCUAUGACACAAUUUGAGGUUACACUGCCCAUAUCGCCAAUAGACAUAAGAAAAGUUCAAGGCACAAAUUGUCAGUAUAUUAAACCUAAAGGUAAAUAACGAGGGAAGUGUAAAAAGCAUUGCCAGCAAUCUGAAGAUCUCACAAGAAGCAAUGUAAUUAUAACUUCUCAUUCUUUGGAGUGAAUGGCAGAUAAAUCUCGACAACUCUUUGUCAAAAAUCCAGGGGAUGAAGCCAACUUUUGUUGUAAUUCACAUUUUCUUGCCUCAUUCAAGAGUAACUAAGCAGAUGAUGGAAAUUCCUGUCCAAGAGAGACGCGAAAUUUCAAGCUAAAGUGAAUCAGUUGAGUUAGCUGUGAUGUAUUGUCUGUCAGAUGUCUUAAGUUAUUCUGCCAAUAAUUGUUCCUUGUUUGUACCUUUUUUUCUUUCUGUGUUUGAUGAUUUGAUUGCUUGAUUGUUCACAGAGUAAUUUCUUGUUUUGAUUGUGUUGAUUUCGGAUUAACUGUGUUAAAUCCUUAUAUGAGAAUUUAAAAUUCACCUGAUAGUUGUGAUGUUAUGUUUUGUGCUUAAAUACUAAUAUAUCGUUUAAUGUAAUGAUAUAAGGAAAGUUAACUGCCUUUCUAACUGCACAAAGGUUGGGGUAAGGUCUGCGUACACAUUACCCACUUGGAUUACUGUGUCCAAGGACUACAGCUUAAGAAAGAUGCUCAUAUCCCUCCUUCAAGACACUAUUGGCGUGAAAGUAGAAAUCAAUCAGGAGGAAGAAAUUAUAAAUGCAGAAUUAACGGAUCGCUUGCAGAGAAGUCUCAAGAGAAGAAGGUAUUUGAUUGUUGUGGAUGACAUAUGGAGCACGAAAGCCUGGGAUGAUAUCAGUCAAUGGUUUCCAGAAAAACAACAAUAGAAGCCGAAUACUGUUGACUAUUCGGAUCAUGGAGGUUGCUCGUUAUGCUAGCUAUCCUAAGAAUCCUUUUCAAAUGCGUUUCCUAGAUCCAAAUGAAAGUUGGAAUUUGUUUUGCCAAAAGGCGUUCAGCAGAACAGCUGAAUUUGAGAGUGUUGGGAUAUGAUUAGACAGAACAUGGUACAGCUUCAGCUUAUCGAGGACAUGACCUUAAAUAGGAGGGUGUGGGAGUCAUGAAUUAGGAUAGAAGGUUAGUAGGUAGUGGAGUGUUCUCUUGCUUCGGAAGGGUUUGUCGUAGUAUUUCUUUUAUUCUUGUAAUGUCUUGCUUUUGCUUUCUAUCACUAUCUGUUUUUGUUAUGGUAUUUCAAUUAUUGCAUUA
This is a messenger RNA of Solanum lycopersicum (tomato), 4688 nucleotides long. Its product is annotated as putative late blight resistance protein homolog R1A-3. The record is from RefSeq and is a predicted model, not a curated record. Gene Ontology annotation, biological process: defense response to other organism. Gene Ontology annotation, molecular function: ADP binding. Lineage: Eukaryota; Viridiplantae; Streptophyta; Magnoliopsida; Solanales; Solanaceae.